This is a messenger RNA of Melampsora larici-populina 98AG31, 1377 nucleotides long. RefSeq lists its product as uncharacterized. NCBI's taxonomy places the organism in Eukaryota, Fungi, Basidiomycota, Pucciniomycetes, Pucciniales, Melampsoraceae. Bases 1 to 1377 code for a protein of 458 amino acids. Gene Ontology annotation, cellular component: nucleus. The record is from RefSeq and is a predicted model, not a curated record. The transcript has 9 exons.
AUGAUCUAUUCUCGAUUUGCCACAGUAGCUGAGGUGAUUACCGAAAUAGAAAAUCUUAUACCUGGUUGCAAAUUGAACCAAAAGGCAAAGAAGGCUGAGAUCCAGGCUGUUCUGGAAUUUCUUCAAGUCAAUUUACAACUUCUCCAACCCCCUUCAACGGUGAACAGCUUGUCCACCAUCAUCACCAACACUUGCCUGUUUGAAAGAAUGGCCCCAGGAGCACCUGAAAGUGUGGAAGAAGGUUCACAUGUCACAAAGAACAUACUGACAGUUAUCUUUCCUCCUUUUCACUUUCCACAUUCGUCAUCAACUCUCUCAAAACCCUCAAUUCCACACGAGCCUGAUCCAAGUACUCCAAAGCGAUCUCCUUCACAUCCAGAACCUAGAAUCUCGUUUAACACUUGUGGUGAAUUGUUAUCACAUUGGAGAGAAACUCAUGAAAGUUUCAGAGGAACUGAUCCAUUAGAACGUCCAUUUAUGUGUGUUAUGGAUGGUUGUAUGAGGGAUUGGAAGAAUAUCGCAGGAAUUCGCUAUCACAUUCAUCCCGUGACUUCAGAAAGAGUUAGGAAUUUACAAUCAGAACAAAAACCAAUUCAAAGAGGACCAAUUAGUAGUAGUCGACCAACGGGUCUUAAUCUUUUACCUAAUCCUAAUCUUACUACUCAACCACAUCAUCUUCCACCUGUAACUACGAUCAGUAAUCCUAUUCCUACUACUACGACCACUCCGACGAUUAAGAGAAAACCUAGUGGGAAAAGUAGAAGAUUGAAUCGAUCUGAUGAAAAGAAUGCAGCAAGAAAAUAUCUGUGUCCGAUUGAAGGAUGUGAAAAAAGGUAUCAACAAACAUCUGGAUUAAAAUAUCAUCUUUCAAAUGGACCUGAACAUUCUGCAAAACUUCAUAGAGAUGGUGUAAGUAUUGAUGGAUUAAUAGCCACAUCGACCUUGAAUAUGUUAAAAACAUCAGAUUUACCAUACUUGGAAGCGAAAUCAUCACAUCUUCAUUCCGAAAGAUCAAGUCAGAUCAUGGAUUCAGAAGCAAUGUCGAUUUGUUUAGAAGAUCGAUUAAAGAUUCCAGAGAUCCAAAAAAUCGAAUUCUUAUCUUCUUCAAGUUCAGCUGGAGGAUUUCCAUUAGUAAGUCAAGAUGAAGUAGGAGAUCAAAGGAUAUUGGUUUAUAUCAGUUGUAGUGAACUUGAACAUGGGAUUUCAUUAAUCUCGGGAAAGGCUUUAAAGUUGGAUCCAUCGAUUCAGUUUCAAAGUGAGAAAGAGAUGUGUUGGACUCCCAGUGCCUUGGACUCUGGUAAGAAGACACAACCAAGUCUUUCAGUUCAAAAAGAUGGAAUUCAUAAUGAUUUGAUUCGAAAAGAGACUGACCUUUAA